Molecule: messenger RNA, 1231 nt
Organism: Adineta steineri
Lineage: Eukaryota; Metazoa; Rotifera; Eurotatoria; Adinetida; Adinetidae
Source: the annotation of a GenBank genome assembly
GAACUGGUUCCUGAAAUGUUCAACAUUGCGGAAUAGGAUGACUGCUCAAACAUAACAUUUAUUUCUAAUUGAAAUUUUUUGAAUGUUUAUUCAUUUAUUUUAUUUUGUACAAAUUUUUCAAUUCAAAUCAGUUUUUUUGUUGAUAAGUUUUCUAAAACAUUUUUUUUUCAAAUUUUUACUUAACAAAAAAAAUCACUAAUAUCAAAUAAAAUCUGAUUUUUCAUUUAAUAUAUUUAUGAACAUUUUAUUCAAAUUUAUUCUUUUCUCUUUUCUUUGAUGAAUAACAAGUUUUCUUUUUGUCAUCAAAAUCUUUUGUUUUCAUCAUUUCCUAGAACCAAAAUUUAACAAAUGGAAACAAAAUGCCAUCACUGUGUCUGGUGGAAAUCGAAAAGGACAAGGAUUAAAUCAACUUAAUUUUCCUUUUGGAAUCUUUAUUGAUCAAAAGAAAACUAUUUUCAUUGCUGAUUGUUGGAAUCACCGUAUUGUUCAAUGGAGAUAUAAUGCUAACCAAGGACAAAUCAUUGCAGGUAGAAAUGGUGAGGGAAACCAAACGGAUCAAUUGAAUUAUCCAUCAGAUGUGAUUGUUGAUCAACAAAAUCAUUCGAUCAUCAUUGCUGAUCAUGACAACAGACGAGUGAUUCAAUGGUUAAAUCAAAAUGAAAAAAUUCUUAUUUAUAAUAUUGACUGUCAUGGUUUGGCAAUAGAUCAAAAUGGAUUUCUUUAUGUUUCUGAUCCUAGGAAGAAUGAAGUGAGACGAUGGAAAAUGGGAGAAUAUAACAAUGAAGGAAUUGUAGUGGCUGGUGGAAAUGGAAAAGGAGAUGAACUCAAUCAAUUCGAUUGGCCUACUUUUAUUUUUGUUGAUGAAGAUCAGUCUGUUUACAUAUCAGAGUUGAACAAUCAUCGUGUGAUGAAAUGGGAAAAAGAUGCAAAAGAAGGAAGAAUUGUGGCUGGAGGAAAUGAUGAAGGAGGAAAACUCAAUCAAUUAUCUCAUCCUCAAGGAGUAAUUGUUGAUCAUUUCGGUCAGAUCUAUGUGGCUGAUAGUGGGAAUCAUCGAAUAAUGCGUUGGUGUGAAGGAAAAGAAAAAGGUGAAAUUGUUGUUGGCGGGAAUGGUGCAGGAAAUCAAUCAAAUCAACUGAAUCAUCCCAUAGAUUUAUCUUCUGAUGAUGAAGGAAAUCUUUAUGUUGCCGAUUUUGGAAAUGAUCGAAUUGAAAAAUUUGAAAUAAUUUUGUGA